AAAGAGCCAGUGAGUCGCGAGCGAGACUGAUAUUGACAAACGAGUGAAAGGAAUCAUGAGAUGUUGUGCGUGACAAACAUUAGAACUCAGAUACGCUAUAUGGAUAAUAUCGACUACUGGUCAAAGAGAUUUUGCUGAAAGUCACAUUACAGCGGAAAAAUCUUGAAAAGGAAUGCCUGCACCAACCAACCCCUGACUGAAUAUUGUCAACCGAGGGAACGAGUGAGAUAAAAGAGGAAGAUGGGGGAGACUGAGGACGAGCGUACAUCUCAGGCUGGCCAGCUGUUUGAGAACUUUGUGCAGGCCACUACCUGUAAAGGCACCCUGCAGGCCUUCAGUAUCCUCUGCAGGCAGCUGGAGCUGAACCUCUCGGACCACAGGGACUUCUACAGCAGCCUGAAAGCUGCCGUCACCUACUGGAAGGCCAAAGGCCUCUGGGGGAAACUGGACAAGAGAGCCAGCCACAAGGAGUACAAUAAGGGCAAAGCCUGCGUGGACACCAAAUGUCUCAUCAUUGGUGGCGGUCCCUGUGGCUUUCGGACCGCCAUAGAGCUGGCUUUGCUUGGCGCCAAGGUCGUGGUGAUUGAAAAGAGGGACACCUUUUCCAGGAACAAUGUCCUUCACCUUUGGCCUUACACCAUCCAUGACCUCAGGAACCUGGGAGCCAAAAAGUUUUAUGGAAAGUUCUGUGCUGGGUCUAUAGACCACAUCAGUAUUCGUCAGCUGCAACUCAUGCUGUUAAAGAUUGCUCUCAUUGUUGGGGUUGAGGUGCACAUCAGCGUGGAGUUUAUCAAGCUUCUCGAGCCACCUGAGGGCCAAGGCACUGAUGGUGUCUGCCUUCUAGGGCCUGGAUGGAGGGCAGAGGUCCGGCCAGCCGAUCACCCCAUCUCAGGCUAUGACUUUGAUGUGAUAAUUGGAGCAGAUGGAAGGAGAAGCACUCUUGAUGGCUUCAAGAGAAAGGAGUUCAGAGGGAAACUAGCUAUCGCUAUCACUGCGAACUUUGUCAAUCGCAACACGACAGCGGAGGCCAAAGUGGAGGAGAUCAGCGGAGUGGCCUUCAUCUUCAAUCAGAAGUUCUUCUUGGAGCUCAGGGAGGAGACAGGCAUUGAUCUGGAAAACAUUGUCUAUUACAAGGACAACACGCACUACUUUGUCAUGACUGCAAAGAAACAAAGCUUGCUGGACAAGGGUGUGAUCAUCAAUGACUAUAUUGAGACCGAGAGGCUGUUGGCGAGCGACAACGUAAACCAAGAAGCUUUGCUCUCAUACGCCCGGGAGGCUGCAGAUUUUGCCACAAACUACCAGCUUCCCUCUUUGGAUUAUGCCAUCAACCACUACAGCCAGCCAGAUGUAGCUAUGUUUGACUUCACCUGCAUGUACGCCUCAGAGAACGCUGCGCUUGUGAGGGAAAAGAACGGCCGUCAGAUGCUGGUGGCGCUGGUUGGAGAUAGUCUUCUAGAGCCUUUCUGGCCCAUGGGGACAGGAUGUGCUCGAGGGUUUCUGGCCGCCUUUGACACAGCAUGGAUGAUAAAGGGGUGGGCUCAGGGCAAAGAACCCCUUGAUCUUCUGUCAGAGAGGGAGAGCAUCUACAGGCUGCUGCCUCAGACGACCGCAGAAAACAUCUCCAAAAACCUUGAGCAGUACACCAUAGACCCAGCCACACGCUACCCCAACCUCAACUCCACCUGCGUACGACCACAUCAGGUGCGGCAUCUGUACAUUAACGGCGAGCAGACCUUGAGUUUUCAGGAGCGCAGUGGACCCACACGCACAUCCGUAAACAUCUCCACAAGAGAGUCAGAGGUGCGUCCCGGCCGGCUGCUGCAGUGGUGUCAGAAGCAGACUCAGGGCUACAGGGGAGUGGAUGUGUCUGACCUUACAACCUCCUGGAGGAGCGGCCUGGCUCUGUGCGCCCUCAUUCACCGUCAGCGGCCUGACCUCAUUGAUUUUGACUCCCUGAACGAGGCUGAUUGCGCUAAAAACAACCAGUUGGCAUUUGACGUGGCAGAGAGGGAGUUUGGAAUCCAGCCAGUCACCACAGGAAAGGAAAUGAAUGCGGAACAGGGGCCAGACAAGCUCAUUAUGGUGCUCUACCUCUCCAAAUUUCACGAGAUGUUCCGCAACUCUCCUCAAUCCAUCACAGGUGUGCCCAAAGAAACUGGUGCAAAUAAUGAAGACUAUUCAUCAAAGACCACAAACUCUCUUUACAACUCGAUAAAUCAAGCACUGCCUCGGAAGAGAAUCCCAAAGGUUGAUAAAAUGCUGGAAGACUAUGACAACAAAAAGAGGAAGAAGGCCAGGAGUCAUCUGGAGGAGCUAAUGCCCAAUCAGAGUGCUCCCCCUGUAGGUGAGAAAGAGGAACAGAAGGAAAAUAAGGUGCGCUCCAUGGCGACUCAACUGCUGGCCAGGUUUGAGGAGAAUGCACCAAGCUGUGGAGUGCGCAAACAGUCUGAAUCGGAGACUGACAAACCCGUAACUCUGGACAUGACAGAAAACCCACGUUUUGCCAAACCUAAGAGCCAGCCCGCACCCCUUCCUCCCCCACCUCCCAAACCAAAACGGCAGCCUUCUACAUAUCUUAGACUGCUGGAAUCUCACACGAGGAAUGAGACCCAUCAUUCUGACCACCGUUUACAAAUCCUGUCCAGUCACGGCCACAAAGAAAUCCAGUCCAACCACAAAAACACUGGCAUUCACCAUAGUCCCCAGCUAACUGAAAUUCCCUCAAGUUAUCAAAGCAGUGAGUCCCGUCCCAGAUCUCCUCAUAUUCCCUUCAAAGUGCUUCAGUUGGAUUCACUGACGGCAGACCCCUCAGAUUCAGUCCCAUCCUUCACACCAGCCCUGAGCGCCAUGUUUCAGUGCCAACCGAAGCUGGAAGAGGAAGUCAGUCAGGCAGAUAAAGGCUCUUCUGCUGUUUCUUCUAAAGCUUUCUCAGUUCACGCUAUCCCAGAAUGCUCUACUCUCUCCUGUCAUCUGUCUCCUAUUCCUUCAGUCCAGUACAAGCAGUGCAGUGAAGAUUCAGAAACACAGCUGAACCAUGUUAAGCACACAGAUCACUCUGAAAUCAGACGUGUAGAGUGCCUUGACGCCUCCAGACAGAGAACUGUGGGAAAGGUUUCCUCUGCUAUUGGUGUUAAAGCAGCUACACUGGCCAUCUUAUAUGAGACCGAUCACAGACCUAACAACCCUUUUACCCUCUCGCUGACCAGCAUGCGGAAGGAGUUUCCUCAGGGUCUGGGCGGCAGUGACAUCUGUCACUUCUGUGAGAAGCGCGUGUACAUCAUGGAGCGGCUCAGUGCGGAGGGAUGCUUCUUCCACAGAGAGUGUUUCCGCUGUAACAUCUGUGGUUGCACAUUGCGUCUGGGUGGUCAUGCUUUCGACUCCAACCAAGGCGCUUUUUACUGCAAGCUGCACUUUUCUCAGCACAAAAUCAGCAGUAGGCAUCGAAGAGGAAAGAUCAAUGGAGUUGGCAGACCCUCGUCCAGCGCUAGUUCUGAUUACACGGCCACAGACGGCCUCCGCGGCCUGUCCUCAGGAGCCGAAUCAGACUCCGUUCUCAGAACUCAGGAUGACCCGAAGGGUUUGUCGAACCCCAGCGCUCCGGCUGAGGGUGCAGAGGUGCAGGACCUCUCAGACGCCACGGAGGUCAUAAACGUGAGUGAAGUCAAAGAUUCAUCUAAAAAGCCCGAUCCUGCAGAUUCUGCACCUGCGUGUCCCGAUUCUCCACUGCAGAAAGUGAAACGCUCUACAUCCAAAGGGGAGAUUACCAACAAAAACAACCUCUGGAGGAAGAAAAUCCGAUACACUCUGCCCCUCAUCCUGAUGAAGAAAUUUCACCGUGGAAAACCAGACGAUAGAACUGAAGUCCUCGCAGAGGAAGACGGAGACUCGGACUUUGAGGAGAUCCAUGAAUCUAUCUUCUCAACAAAGGCUGCAACAUCCACCACAGAGUCUGACUGCCCCCUAAUGGAGGACAAGAGGUCGACACCCAUGCAAGAGUUCCCCAAAAUCCCUCUUUAUCGCACACGUUUCCUUCCUGAAUCCCCAAAACCCAGCACUUCCUCUCCAGAUCCAGUCGUCAUGGCCGUUCCCUCAGAAGCGAAUUCCCUCAGCCCCAAGAAGAAGCUUGUGCUGUCUUUAUCUGAAAAGGAGAGGCUGCUCGACUGGGACUUGGUCGCUCCUGAAAAGCCCUCAAAUUCUGAGGGAGAACAAAUUGACAGAACCUCAGCGAAUCCUUCAAAUGAUCAACCAGAACCAGCAGCUCCACCAAAACCAAGCCAUCCCCAACCUGAACCCACUCCUCCACUCUUUGGCUUCCAACAGUGGGCCAGCAGUCUCCGGAAGUCCUUAUCCUCCAGAAAAGGGAACAACCCUGUGGUCCUCAGGGGAAACCGACCUUUGAAAGCCAGGCCGUUGUCUGAGGGGUCCUUCAACCUCAGCGGCUUGUUUAGCAGCAGCAUUCGGAGGAACCAGGAUGGGGAACAUGGCAACACGUUUCCCGAUGGCAGUCAAUCCAGAGUGAAGACAGGAAGUGAGCUCACCACGUUACUGGAGCAGGUGGCUCUCGGCUCCAAAACCCACAAGGGCACAAAAGAUGAUAUGGCCUCCUUACCACCCAGAAAACUCAAUUUCUUCUCCUCUCUGCGCAUUAAGAGGAACGAAGGAGCAGAUCAGACCAAAGGAGACAACCAGAAGGACAUCUUGACCAUUCUUUCCAGGUUCAGAAGCAAAGCUUCUGCUCAGCAACAACAACAAGAGUCCAACUCAUCUAGUGAAGAGGAACAGAAUUCAGACUCACAAAGGACCUUCGGUGACAUCUCACUGAAGAAAAAAGAGAAAAGAGCCAUCCAACAAACCAAGAGAGAUCAGCUGAAAAUACUUCACAGGGCUCAGGUAAUCCAGAGACAGCUGGAGGAAGUUGAAGAGAAGCAGAGAGCUCUGGAGGAGAAAGGUGUAGCUCUGGAGAAGAUGCUCAGAGGAGAAACUGGCGAUGAUUCUACAGAUGAGACCACGCUACUGCAAACCUGGUUCAGUCUGGUCCUGGAGAAGAACAAACUGUUGCGAUACGAGUCUGAACUCAUGAUCUUUGCUCAAGAACUGGAGUUGGAGGACACUCAAAGCAGGCUACAGCAAGACCUUAGACGGCGAAUGGCCACUGAAGACUGUGAGAAGAGUGCGAGUGAGCUGACGGAGGAGCAGAGCCUGCUGGUGGAGAUCAUGAAGGUGGUGGAGAAAAGAGACAAACUGGUGAGUCUGCUGGAAGAGCAGCGGCUGAAGGAGAAAGCGGAGGACAGAGAUCUGGAGAGCAUGAUCCUCUCCAGAGGCUAUCAGUUCCACUGGACCUGAACUUCUCACGCUGGAUGAAGAUCUGCUGGACUGACCUACAAGAAGAGAUACUUUAGACUGAGAAACCCUUAUUUGAAGAUCAGCUUUUCGAUCUUGAACAAACUGUAACACGCUUGUUUAAUCAAACCCGACUGAAUGCUGCCUGGUGUGUUCUUGAAAAGAAAUAAACCAAAAACCAAACACGUGCCUCUUUAAUAACAGAAAAUGAUGAAUGUUAGAUUUCAAAACACGGGUUGCACAGCCACAGAGUUGAGAGGAUGGACUGCAAAUGUUAUUCACACUGGUUCAAUGGUAUUUAUAUAGUUAAAGCUAUUUUUUGUGGACUUGUUUGAUUUAUUUUCCUGUUUUGUUAAAAUGUUCUUAAUAAAUGUUUGCUCCGUUCUUUAGUAGAUGUUCCAAUAGAGGCCAAAGUUUAAUGGCAGUGAUAAAGCAUGUCUGUUGAGUGUUUGUCUUUUAGGCUUGCAAUGAACAGGAUAUCUUAUGUGACCUAAAGUUGCAGCGAUUUCUAAAGUAAAACCAAAUAUAAUUGUUUCAAGAA
Molecule: messenger RNA, 5884 nt
Organism: Carassius gibelio (silver crucian carp)
Lineage: Eukaryota; Metazoa; Chordata; Actinopteri; Cypriniformes; Cyprinidae
Product: F-actin-monooxygenase mical2b
Exons: 35
Coding region: 241-5346 (1701 amino acids)
Molecular function (GO): FAD binding; protein binding
Source: RefSeq, a predicted model, not a curated record